AAAAAUCAAUUAUUCACUUUCGGGAAAAAUCGAUUAGCAUUUUCCUCCUUGAUGGGCCGAUAUCCAGAGGACGGCCCAAAUGAACCAUUUGAACAGCUUCGGGUCAAGCACCUGUGAAAUACUCAAGCUGGGCCGGCCCAAGGAGCUGGGCCUAGUUAACCUCAGGCCAAGCGCAGCUGGCAGAGUCAAUCCGGAGAAGGAGACAGAGCUGAUGGGCCGUUACGGAGCCGGGAAAAGGGGAUCGCGCCCUUGGCGGGAUAGACUCCAUCGGGGGAGAACAGCACCACCGGAGGCCGGCACCCCCCCCAUCACCACCGGGGAGGCUGAGGCCCUCAUUCAGAGGGUUGGGAUCACGGCCGAACAAUUCAAGGAGGUGCUGGCCGCACUUGCGCCCAACCGCGAGGUUGUGGUAGGAGAUGUGGCUAGGGGACCCACAGGCGAGAAGGCUGGACCUGCAGGCUCCCAAGGAAAAAAGAAAAAAGUGAGGCGGUCCCAAAAGAAGAAGGCGACCAAGCCUAAUGGGAAGGCUAUGAUGGCAGAUGCGCUUUCCAGGCUGGAAGAAGAGGACGAGUCGUCCUCCUUCGAGCGGAUGUCUGCUUUUGACCGUUUGGGAGACCCCAAGUCGAAGAAACCUCGGACCUCUGCGUUCGAAAGGCUGCAGGACACUCGGUCGGCCCGAAAAGGCGACUUGAGAGACACGCUCAAGAAGAAGAGAGGGGAGUCCACAGCGACCUCCAAGGCGGUCUUCAGUGAGGUAACGCCGUUCUCCAGAAGGAUAAUGUCCUGCCCUCUCCCAGAUAAUUUCAAGACUCCCCAGAUCAAGGCAUACAACGGGACGACCGAUCCCCAAGACCACCUCGCUCGCUUCGGGGCCAACGUGGUCAUGUACGCAUAUCCAGAAGAAAUCAAGUGUCGGUGCUUCCUGGCGACACUGGAAGGGCAGGCUUGUGAGUGGUUUCACAAGUUACCCAAGGGGUCGAUAGAUAAGUGGGGCGACCUGGCCCACAAGUUCUUGGAGCACUUCGCAUCCAGCCGGAGACAAAAGCUCCCCUUCUCGCAUUUGCUCAAUGUGAAGAUCCGGAAGGGGGAACAGCUCCGGGAGUUCAUUAAUAGGUGGGAGAAGGAGGCUAGGGAUGUCCAAGGGGCGGACGACCAAGCCCUGAUCGCCAUGCUNGGGGAGUCCACAGCGACCUCCAAGGUCGGUUCUGAGGAGCGACGGACGACAGUCGGGGAUAAGGGCGCAGCCGAGCUGUGGAAAAUGUACGAACAACUGGAGAAGCGGCUGGAUGCCCAGAACCCCUAUCGCCAGGCGGUCUUCAGUGAGGUAACGCCCUUCUCCAGAAGGAUAAUGUCCUGCCCUCUCCCAGAUAAUUUCAAGACUCCCCAGAUCAAGGCAUACAACGGGACGACCGAUCCCCAAGACCACCUCGCUCGCUUCGGGGCCAACGUGGUCAUGUACGCAUAUCCAGAAGAAAUCAAGUGUCGGUGCUUCCUGGCGACACUGGAAGGGCAGGCUUGUGAGUGGUUUCACAAGUUACCCAAGGGGUCGAUAGAUAAGUGGGGCGACCUGGCCCACAAGUUCUUAGAGCACUUCGCAUCCAGCCGGAGACAAAAGCUCCCCUUCUCGCAUUUGCUCAAUGUGAAGAUCCGGAAGGGGGAACAGCUCCGGGAGUUCAUUAAUAGGUGGGAGAAGGAGGCGAGGGAUGUCCAAGGGGCGGACGACCAAGCCCUGAUCGCCAUGCUCCAAGCUGCACUCCCCCAAGGGGAUGUGCGUAAGGAGCUGCGACGGAAUCCUCUCUCGGCCUAUCAAGAGAUGUUGGCCAGGGCGAAGUACCUGGCGCUGGAAGAGGAAGAUGAUGAGCCACCAGUCCGGAAGGAGAAGAAAAGCAGGCCACCGGUGGCAAAAGGAAAGAAAAGGAAGGAUUAUGGUAAGGGACCGAACCCCACCGGGUAUCAUGCGAACAGGCAUCCCGUUCACGCGGUACAGUCGUUUCCGGCCCCUCCUCAUGGUCGGGAAAGCUAUGGUGUGCAAGAUGCACCCAAAUACUGCGAGUACCACCGUAACAGCACCCAUAACAUGUCGGAGUGCGUUACGCUGAAGAAGGAGAUGGAUCAGCUGAUCGCUAGAGGGCCACCUCCUCGGUCAGAGCGACCGUCCACAAGUAACCGGACCUGGAGGAGGCCGCCAGCCCCCACGGCAGCGAUCACAGCAGAAGAGGGGCAAGAAGAUGGACGGCGGCACCUAGGGCGAGAUUGUGAUGACCUAGAUGAGAAGGAGAGGCAAGGUCGCCGACACCUGGGGUGUCGGUCACCGCUACCUAAGCGAAAGAAGAAGGAACCUCUGAUCUUUGACGAGGAUUAUCCCCCAGUCCUCAGCCCUCACAGGGACGCUCUGGUGAUAAGAGUGGAGAUCAAUAAUGUGGUUGUUCACCGAACCUUGGUCGAUACGGGCAGCUCGGUCAACGUAAUGUACAGCAACACCUUUAAGGAGUUGGGAUUGCCCCGAAGCGACCUGAAACCAAUCCAUACGCCGCUGUCAGGAUUUACAGGGGAUACUAUCGAAGCAGAAGGAACUAUCACGGUAAAGGCCGGGGUAGGAGAUGGCACCCACCGACUCUGGGUCGACAUGGAAUUUAUGGUAGUACAGCUCGACUGUGCACACCAUCUGAUUCUGGGACGACCAGGGUUGGAGGACCUGGAGUGCGUAAUCUCCCCCGUCCACUUAUGCCUAAAGUUCAACACUCCCACAGGGGUGGGAGUAGCAAAGGGUAACCAGAGCCUGUCACGAUCGUGCUAUGUCAGGGCGACCAAAAGCCAAGCCCGAGUCGACGAGAAUGUGAGCACGAUCUGUGCGGCGAUCCAGAAGGAGGAGGGGCGACCCCGAGCUGAGCCGGCGGAAGAGGUCGAGGAAGUUUCUUUGGACCCGGUUGAGCCCGAGCGGAAGUUGAAGGUAGGCAAAACCUUACCGCUUGAAUUAAAGGAGCAGUUAUUGGAGGUCCUCCGAGCAUUCAAGGUGCUAUUCGCUUGGGGACAAGAGGAUAUGCCAGGGGUCGACCCAAAAAUCAUCUGCCAUAGAUUGGCAGUGGAUCCGACCCACAAGCCGGUCAAACAGAAGAAGCGUUUCCUUUCCGCAGAACGGAGAGAGUUUGUCACCAAGCAGGUGACCACCCUGCAGUCCAUUGGGCACAUCCGGGAAGUCCGCUACCCGGAAUG
Molecule: messenger RNA, 3213 nt
Organism: Cuscuta campestris
Lineage: Eukaryota; Viridiplantae; Streptophyta; Magnoliopsida; Solanales; Convolvulaceae
Source: the annotation of a GenBank genome assembly